AUGGCAUUAAUAUUACCUCUACAAUUGCUUGACAGUGUCGUACGGUGUUAUUGUUGUUCAAAUUACGAUAAUUCUAGGACACGAAUUAUAGAAAUUCUUAUUAAUCGGGCUUCCAUAUUCGAUGUUAUUAGAUGGCGACGCGUUUCUCGAGCGUUUAGAGCCGCUGCACAAAAACGAUUAGAUCGAAUUCGAAUAAUUGAAGUGCGGUUAUAUUCAAAUCUUCGACAACUGCGUGAAAGCAAACAGCGUCGAUGUACGUUAACGCCUUAUAUUAAUUAUAAUUGUGAAUGGCAUCCGAUUUAUGAUUUAAUGGUGGUCGAAUUGGAUCAAAGUCAUCUCGCUGUUACGAUUGAUCCAAAAGCAACUUGGAAAGAAAUAAAAGCAUUAAUCCAUCUAUUAAUGCUUUUCAAGCAAAAUAUCGAGCAUCUUUAUAUUGAUAGUCCAAUUAUUGAAAUACUUGUUGCAGAGGUGAACAGUCAACAAAUCAAAUACAUUACUUCUAUCUUUCAUCAGUCGCAAAUGGGCAAAUCUGAUGAAUAUCGUAAAAACUCGCAAAGUUUAAUUCCUAUUAACAAACUAUUCAUGCCUGAAGAACCAUUCUUUCCUAGUUUGAAAAGUCUUUUCAUCAUUUCUCAGUGUGAUGAGGUAGAACAUUUGUCACGAUUACUUGCCUAUUCAGUUUCGGUUGAUUUGUUGUAUCACGUAAAACAAAUGGAUUUGCUUUGUUUAAAGAUUUGUGUUGGAAAAGAAUGGAGCACAGGGAAAAAUCCAGGCAUGUUCAGGCACUUAAUGAGAUUUCGGGAAUGGACAGAAGCAAAUUCUCUCGGUGAACGAUAUUUUCAACAAUUCGGCAGCCAUCUACAAAAAAGGGAACGGUUUUUGAUCCGUAACCAAAUAAAGAAAGGUUGUUCUUCAUUGUAG
Molecule: messenger RNA, 921 nt
Organism: Dracunculus medinensis (Guinea worm)
Lineage: Eukaryota; Metazoa; Nematoda; Chromadorea; Rhabditida; Dracunculidae
Source: the annotation of a GenBank genome assembly